AUGGCGUCAGCCUUCUUAGAUGACCCAGUGGAUAUUGGCGCUCGCAUUGUAAGAGGAUCACUGCGUAGUGCAAGAGUAUUUAGGGACAGAUUAAAUCCGCUUGCUUUGCCUGAUGAUGUACUGUUUGAAAGGUAUAGAUUCUCAGCUGAGGGCAUUAUCUAGAUAUGCAAACUUCUUGAGCCUUAUGUUGGCAAUUCCACCCUCCGGAGCCACGUGCUUACAGUGCCACAAACAGUUUGUAUAGCACUGCGGUUCUUCGCCACUGGCUCUUACUUGUACUCAGUGGGGGAUGCUGGGCACCUAAGCAAGAACAAUGUAUGUCGGGCUAUACGCAGGGUUUACCUUGGACUGAAAGAGCUGCUAGAUGUGUUUGAAGUGUUUCCAGGCCACUUGCCAGUGAAAAAUAUAAAGGAAGGUUUUUAUCAGAUUGCAGGAUUCCCCAGAGUAAUCGGUGUCACUGAUUGCACCCACAGUCCCAUAACGACAGCCUUGGGAGAGCAUGAGGCUGACUAUGUAAACCGAAAGUCUUUCCACAGCAUCAAUGUGCAGAUGACUUGUGAUCAUCAGUGCCUGAUAACAAGUAUUGAUGCUAAAUGGCCUGGUUCAGUACACGAUUCUCGGAUCUUCAGGGAGUCCACACUAUACCAGAAACUGGAUCGAGGACACAUCAGUGGUUUGCUGAUUGGAGACAGAGGGUAUGCCUGCCUUCGUCACUUGAUGACACCAUACCCUGAACCACAUCCUGGUCCAGAGACCCGCUUUAAUGUGGCACUCUCAAAAACCAGGGCCAGGAUAGAGAUGAGUUUUGGUAUCCUGAAGUCACGAUUCAGCUGUCUCUGUGGAUUUAGAUGUGCCCCAAAUAGGGCAUGUGACAUCACUGUUGCCUGUGUAGUGCUGAACAACAUAGCCAUAAUAAGGAAAGAGAGAGCCCCUUCCAUGGAACCAUCUCCACCUGACAUUGUUGAUCCCAUCAGCACAGAUCAUGAAGAUGGAAGGAUGGUGAGGCUUUUCAUCACUGAACAGUUUUUCAGUUAA
This is a messenger RNA of Colossoma macropomum (tambaqui), 1035 nucleotides long. RefSeq lists its product as uncharacterized. The transcript has 4 exons. The record is from RefSeq and is a predicted model, not a curated record. Lineage: Eukaryota; Metazoa; Chordata; Actinopteri; Characiformes; Serrasalmidae.